AUUGACAGAUGUCACAAAUGCCAGAUUACAAUUUCACCAAAAGUUAAUUCAUUCCACUGAUAAGAUAAAAUAUUGAGUCAAACAUAAAUCAACAAUGAUCUCGAAUGUUUUCUCACAAGAAUCAAGGACUUCUGAUGCAAAAAUCCUCAACAAAUCGUAUCAUCCCUCUGAAACAAGGUUUUUAAGUUUCAUGUCACUGCCUCAGAACUCUAUCGUGACAGUUGCUGACAGCAAAUACGACAUUAUUUGUAAUUCUUUCGACCUGUGUUCCAAUUAGAUUUUAAGAGCUCUACGUAUAAUUUAAAAGUGUCGAAUGGACUUAAACAUCAACUAUUGGAUAUUGAAAUUGCAGUGGUUAAUAAAGCAUUCUUGUUAUCGGAGCCAAUAAGGACCUACGGGCAGAGGGGCGCUUGCCCCCUGCGCCCCUAGGAAAUACUGGCAGAAAUUCUAAAUCCUUCACGAAAUCCAACAAAUUAACAGCUGGACAAUGCCACUCAAGACUUUUACCUAAAUAAUUACCCAUCAAGUAAUGUGUUUUUAACUAAUCUAAGUGAAAGUGACUUUCUGUUUUCGUUCAACAAAUUGUGGACUCCGCGUACCGGAUGCGAGGGUAAGACAUUUGUGUCAAAACAAACAAUUUAGUGCCUCCCUAAAACUCGGAUAAUUUUAAUGUAGUGAAGAACUUAUAAUAUUAGUGAUGUUGAUGUAUACCAAAUUAACCUGCAUUUACAAUUCGCUUUAAGUAGAUACUAGCAUUUAGAAAUGAAUUGAAAGAACUUUUUCGUGUCCCAGUUCAAUCAAAAAAACGUAAUCAUGUGGAAUAUGAUGUGUGAUGUCAUGCCAACCAUCUCUGAAGAUAGCAUCAGCCAGAGAAGCUCACAGUUCUCUGGCGAAGAUGCUAAUUUCGAACAACUCAUGGUAUCAAUGCUGGACGAAAGAGAUAAAUUGAUGGAUAGUCUUAGAGAAACACAAGAAAGGCUAGGUGACACAGAAAUAAAAUUAGUUGAUGUAGAAAAAGAGCGAGAUUCAUUGCAGCGACAAAUAGCAGCUAAUUUACCUCAAGAAUUCGCCACUCUUACCAAGGAGCUCAAUUUGGCUCGAGAACAGUUACUAGAACGAGAAGAAGAAAUCACCGAGUUGAAAGCUGAACGCAAUAAUACCAGACUAUUAUUAGAACACUUAGAAUGUUUGGUGUCCAGGCACGAAAGAUCUCUUCGCAUGACAGUUGUCAAGAGACAAGCCGCAGCACAAUCAGGUGUGUCCAGCGAAGUGGAAGUCCUGAAGGCACUCAAGAGUUUAUUUGAGCAUCACAAAGCACUGGAUGAAAAAGUAAGAGAAAGACUUAGGAUAGCUUUAGAAAGAAAUUUAGCUUUAGAAGAAGAAUUAGCCCAAACCAAAGAAGAAUUGCAGCAAUGCAAGCUAGAGGGAAAUACCUCAACUGUACCUGCUAUAGAAGAUAGACCCAAAGAAAAUGGAGAAGUUGAACAUGUUGAAUCACAUUCGAGUAAUAGUAAUAAUAAGACCAUAAUCACGAAAUCCCGUACAUCCAAUGGAGGUGCAGAAAUAGAAUCAGAAAGCGCUGCCAGAAUCGCUGAUCUUCAGGCUGCAUUAGAACAACAAACAAACGAAAUGACAAAUUGGCAGAGGAGGGUAGCAGAAAUGCAAAAUCGUAUUGGUGAUCUUGAAGAAAAUUUGUCCAAAGCACAAAAAGAACUAUUGAAAGCCCAAGAUGCCAACGUUAAGUUACAAAGAGAUCUUCGAGAGAACGUAGCACAAAAAGAGGAUCAAGAAGAAAGAAUCGCCACUUUGGAAAAACGUUACCUCAACGCCCAGAGAGAAUCUACAUCUCUGCAUGAUCUCAAUGAGAAACUGGAGCAAGAACUGCAGCAUAAGGAGGCUCAAUUGAAGUUACAAGAAGAGAAGAUAUCGGCAAUCCAAGAGAAGUUAGAAUUGGCCGAACAGAAAAUAUCACAGUAUCCCAAAUUGCCAGAAAUGGAGGAGCAGUUGAAGCAGCGUUUGGAAGUUCUUUCUCAGACUCAAGAAAGACAUGGUUCUGCCGAAGAUAGAAUUCAACGUUUGGAAGCCAACUUGGAGGAGAAAAAUGCAGAAUUGGUGCGUCUAAACCAAAGACUGAAGAUGAACGAAGAACAUAAUUCAAGACUCUCUGCCACUGUUGAUAAGCUGUUGUCAGAAUCCAAUGAUAGAUUACAGGAUCAUCUGAAAGAACGCAUGCACGCUUUGCAAGAGAAGAACAGUUUGACGCAGGAAUUGGAUAAAACUAGAAAAUUGAUGGAAGAGAUGGAAUGCCAGAAAACUGAUAUAAUGAAGGAUUUAGCCAAGUCCAGGUUGGAAAUAGAUAAUGUUAAGAGGCAGAUGUUGCAACAAGAAAUAGCUUAUAAUAUUCAACAAACCGAUGCACUGACCCGUUCUUUAUCUCCUGAUAUAGCAGAUCCGAAUAACUUUACCAGAAGUACUAGUCAUUCCAGUUUCGAUUCUCGUUCUUUACCUAGAAGAUCUAACAAAACAAUAACUCCAGUAGAUGAAGAAACGAAGAUGCAAUUUGGUCCCAGAUCGAUGACUGAACACGAAUGGGAGAAACUUCAACAGGCUCACGUACUUGCCAAUGUACAGCAGGCCUUCGACGUGUCAAGUGAUGCCGAAGGGGACGACGACAGUUUAUUCAGUACUGCUGACAUAUUAUCACCAUCCGGCCACACAGAUGCCCAAACUCUUGCCAUGAUGCUUCAAGAACAGUUGGAUGCCAUAAAUAACGAGAUAAGAUUGAUACAAGAGGAGAAGGAGAACACGGAAGCCAGAGCCGAAGAAUUGGAGUCCAGAGUGGGAAGUAUGGAGCACAUGAAUUUGUUGAGCAGGGGAAGAAGUGUGGAUCGACAGAGUCCACCUCUUAGUGGAAGAUCGACGCCGAAAUCCCAUCAUUCUCCUCAAAGAGAUUACCUCCAUAAAUAUCAUACUCUGGACUUGGCCCCCCUUCCAUCCGAUAUGUCCAGGGAAGAUAUGCAUAUGGGUGACAGUAGCAGCGGUGGUGGAACAUCACCUCUCACUGCUAGAUCUAUGAAAUUGGAAAGGGUAGCUCAAGCGCUUGCACACAGCCAGGAAGAAUUGAGGAGCGUGUUCAGACAGGGUCUACAACAAACCCCUCCAUCUCCUCUGUCUUCUCAUCACAGCAGUCAAGAGAGUCUGCACAAGAACGCAGUCAUGGGUAUUCCUAGAGAUGUAUCUGCAGCUGCAGUAGCAGCUGCUCAGAAAAAGAAAGGUCUCAAGUCGUCCCUAGGAAGAUUCUUCAGUAAGAGAGAAAAAGCGAAAGGAAGAGAAGUGAUUGGUAACGAGAAUAUGGUAGCUCUUGGUCAAACCCCGGUUGGCAUUCCUGAUGGUGAAAUAAACGAUUUGAUGGGUAUGAUCGGUAAAUUGGGACAAGUGGCCGAUUUCGACAGAAGGCAGAAAAAGAAGGAACGUGAUUACAGGCACGAAUUGCUGGCAGAGGCGAUGAAGGCUGGAACUCCUUUCGCAUUAUGGAACGGACCAACUAUAGUGGCUUGGUUAGAAUUAUGGGUAGGAAUGCCGGCUUGGUAUGUGGCAGCUUGCAGGGCGAAUGUGAAAUCUGGAGCGAUUAUGAGUGCUCUAAGCGACACCGAAAUCCAGAGAGAAAUAGGUAUAAGCAAUCCACUUCAUAGACUGAAACUGAGGUUAGCCAUACAGGAGAUGGUAUCGCUCACUUCUCCAUCAGCUCCGAAAACAUCCCGUACAACACUGGCGUUUGGUGAUAUGAACCAUGAAUGGAUAGGAAACUGUUGGCUGCCUGGAUUGGGUCUUCCUCAAUACCGUACCACAUUCAUGGAGUGUCUGGUUGAUGCCAGAAUGUUGGAUCACCUAACCAAAAAGGACUUGAGGGGUCAGCUCAAAAUGGUUGAUAGUUUUCAUCGAACUAGUCUACAGUAUGGCAUAUCAUGCCUUAAAAGGUUGAACUACGACCGGAAGGCUUUAGAAGAAAGAAGGAAAAAUUGUGAAAAUACUUUAUCAGAUGUAUUAGUGUGGACAAAUGAAAGAUUAAUCAAAUGGGUGGUUAAUAUUGGCUUGAAAGAAUAUGGUAAUAAUUUAGUGGAAUCAGGUGUACAUGGAGCGCUUAUCGCUUUAGAUGAAAGUUUCGAUGCUAACAGUAUGGCACUCUCUUUGCAAAUCCCUACCCAGAACUUUCAGUCCAGGCAAACAUUAGAAUAUGAAUUUAAUAAUUUACUUCAAACUGCUACUGAACGACGCUUAGAAGGAAUGGUGCAGUCCUGAUUUACAGUUGUCUCCCGCUAAAGAAGAAAGACCAUGUAGUGUUCUGCUGCGUUCAUUCUUAUGCAGCCUGUGCUACCUCUCCUUUGUCGACAUAGGAUAUAUGUUAUGUUGUAUGUAAUAACAUAUUAUAUAUAUAUAUUCAAAAAUAUAUAUAUAUAUAUAUACAUAAUAUAAUAUAAAUAUUACACGUCGUUUGUAAAAAAAAUUAAACUAUGUAUUAAUGGCAAAUCGUGUUAUUUGUUUGAUUAAACAAAGAAAAAGUUU
Molecule: messenger RNA, 4563 nt
Organism: Harmonia axyridis
Lineage: Eukaryota; Metazoa; Arthropoda; Insecta; Coleoptera; Coccinellidae
Gene: Liprin-alpha
Product: liprin-alpha-1
Exons: 1
Coding region: 814-4299 (1161 amino acids)
Biological process (GO): synapse organization
Cellular component (GO): presynaptic active zone
Molecular function (GO): protein binding
Source: RefSeq, a predicted model, not a curated record